Messenger RNA from Rotaria sordida, 516 nucleotides. NCBI's taxonomy places the organism in Eukaryota, Metazoa, Rotifera, Eurotatoria, Philodinida, Philodinidae. The record is from the annotation of a GenBank genome assembly.
AUGUUGUCAUGUACUGUAAUCUGCGUUAUAUUUUCAAUAGUGAUACUGGGAAUCAGGAGUGAGAUAUCGUGUACAUUUUCACGUUCUACUAAAAAAGUUAAAUGUGGUAGUCAAGAAUGUUCCGCUAAUACGGACGAUACACCUGUUGGAGAAUACAAACUAGGCGCAGUUGAAUGGAAUAGUGGAAAAGAAAGAAAUUGGGUAAAUCUAUAUCCUAAAAAGAAAAGUGGAAGUGGAUAUUGGGAUUAUUAUUGCGAAAAUCCUGAUUCAGGACGUUCAAAAAUUGCUUUACAUCCUGGUUCGGUUAGUCAAGGUUGCAUUUCUGUUCCUGACUCACAAUGCUGGGGUAAACUUGAAACGCUUUUAAAACAGCAGACGCCAUAUUCAUUUAGUGUGACUGGCGUAGAACAUUCUGGUUUGGGGUAUUUAACAACAUUUUCAUGUAACGGAAAUUGGUUAAAUAGCCAGAAAAUAAAAACUGUUUCUGUCAUCGGUUCUCUCCAAGUUACAAGUUAA